Molecule: messenger RNA, 898 nt
Organism: Prosopis cineraria
Lineage: Eukaryota; Viridiplantae; Streptophyta; Magnoliopsida; Fabales; Fabaceae
Product: ethylene-responsive transcription factor 1-like
Exons: 1
Coding region: 20-709 (229 amino acids)
Biological process (GO): ethylene-activated signaling pathway; regulation of DNA-templated transcription
Molecular function (GO): DNA binding; DNA-binding transcription factor activity
Source: RefSeq, a predicted model, not a curated record
CUUAAUUAGCUUCCAAAAAAUGAUCCCUGAUCUUUCUUCUUCUUUAGAUUCAGUUCAUCAAUACCUUCUUGAAGAUCAUGAUCCUUCCUCUAUGACUCUCAUGAAUACCUUCUUCAUGUUCAACAACCCUACUUUAAAUUUAAACCCUAACUGUGACCCAGAUGCUUCACCAGAGCAGGUUGCUAGUAAUAACUCCAGUGGUACGGUGUUUUCCGGCGGCGAAUAUGACACCGCUAUGAAACAAGGUGAUAGGGUUAGUGUUAACAAUGCAGGAUCUGAGGCGCGUGAAUGUAACGCGCCACCAAGAUGGAGGAAUUACAGAGGUGUGAGGAGGCGGACAUGGGGGAAGUUCGCAGCGGAGAUCCGGGAUCCAAAGAGGAACGGCGCCAGAACUUGGUUGGGAACUUAUGAUAGGGAAGAGGAUGCAGCUUUGGCGUAUGAUAGAGCUGCUUUCAAGAUGAGAGGUAGAAAAGCAAAGCUCAAUUUUCCUCACCUCAUUGGAUCACAACCGCCACCGGAGCUGGCAAGAGUAGUCGUCGGAAAGAAGUGGCACUGCUCACUGGAACCUUUAUCACCGUCAAACAGUACAUCUGUGGAUGACGGAUCUCAAGGGUCAUGCAAGAGGAAGAACCUGUCUGGGCUAUUGAAUAAGAUAGCAACAAAUGGAAACCUAAGUCAGAAGCUUGAAAUGAUGUUCAUGAAGGCAUAGGUCGCUUUUUUUCCCCCCACUUCUCCUUCUUCAUUUAGUCGAGAAAAAAAAUAUAGAAUUUAAAUAUUAAAAUCAUGGGUUGAAUAAAUAUAUGUUGUAAAUCAAGAAAUUCUCAAGUAAUUUUUUUUUAUAGUUUUAUGUAGCUCUCGUGAACUUUCUUUUCUUAUUAUCUUCUACCUUUUUUAUUCG